AUUCAUCUUACCUCAACCCUUUACAGACAGUUUACGUUGUGUCUGUUGCGUUUAAAAUGCCUCAAUCAGCCGAUACCAGCCCUGGCAAUACGUCCCGUCAUAGACAGAUGCCUUUCGAGCCGGCCUGUGACUUCGAGCGAGAGGUAUAUCAGCAAUGGCUUGCCGGUCCGCCUUCCUCGCAGCACACACAGCAGUUGGGUACACUCGGAAACCAAGAGCACGACUUCCGCAAUAGUCAAGACGACUACCCGGCAAACGCGGCCAUCGGCAGAAUAGACUCAGGCAUCGACGUAGGGGACGAUCAGUCUUCCGCAUCUCAAGAAGGGCCACACCCACAACAGGAGGUCGAGUCACAGCAGGAGCGCCCGUCGCAUUCGGAAUGCCCUAACCCAGAGGCAUGCGAACUGUCCCCGGACAUGUCCAGCACGAUGCGCCGACUGUCAAUCCCGCACAACUGCGUCUUUGCCGCAGCAAAGAAGGAGCUUGUUGAUAAGGUCGUGCAUGCAGUAAUGGACAGUGUAGCCCCGCGCAUGAUGGAACUUCUUGAGGAGGAGCUACAAAGGAGAGCAACGCAGAAAAACAAACAGGAGGACGGGGAGUCUGAGAGGACAACUACAGGAGGCGAGUUUUCAAAAUUGUAGAUAUGAAGGGAGCAUAGCGGAGGAAUCGCAAGUGCGUACCCCUCUUGGUAGUGUAGCAUGCGGGGUCCUCUUGUGGAUCGGAAUUUCCGUUAUUGCCCUGGGGGCGAUGGCCUGUCUUUUGAGAGACUCUGUCUGGCGUUUAAUGGGAGGUCAGGAGUAGGGGGCAUUCGGUACCUUGGGCGGCGGUCUUCUGUCUUUUCUUCUUGUUCUUCCUUUUUUAUCUCGAAAGCGACCAAUGUCGUCAUACGUUUUUUUUUUCAAUAGUUUCCAUAGUUUAUUCCAACGUUUACACAGCAUGUCCAUCGCCG
Molecule: messenger RNA, 949 nt
Organism: Neurospora tetraspora
Lineage: Eukaryota; Fungi; Ascomycota; Sordariomycetes; Sordariales; Sordariaceae
Exons: 2
Coding region: 57-641 (194 amino acids)
Source: RefSeq, a predicted model, not a curated record